AGGCCUUUGAACGAGAGAGAAAUAACAAGGAACGAUGUAUCGGACUGGGAGUGCAUUUCUGGCAACACCAUCAGAUUCAAGAAUAGCGGUCUUGGAGAACAGCGAUCAUUGUCAAUGGAAACCUACACAUUUGACAGGGUAUUUGAGGAAAGGUCGUCCACGGAGCAGGUGUAUGAGCAAGGAAUUAAGGAAGUUGCCCUUUCUGUAGUUCGUGGUAUCAACUCUAGCAUUUUCGCGUACGGGCAAACAAGCAGUGGAAAGACAUACACCAUGACUGGAAUUACUGAAUAUGCAAUAAGGGAUAUAUACGACUACAUACAGAAGCAUAAAGAAAGAGAAUUUGUUGUUAAAUUCUCUGCAAUGGAGAUCUAUAAUGAAGUUGUCAGAGACCUUCUCAAUGCAAAUGCUACCUCAUUAAGACUCCUAGAUGAUCCAGAGAAAGGGACAGUUGUGGAGAAACUUACAGAGGAGACUUUGACAGAGAGGAGACAGUUGCAGCAACUCCUUCUCACAUGUGCAGCUGAAAGGACAACGGAAGAGACAGCCAUGAAUGAAUAUAGCUCCAGAUCUCAUCAAAUUCUUCGAUUGACAGUUGAAAGCAAUCCUAGUGAUUAUGUAGGCACUGCAAGAUCUGGUACUCUGGUCGCCAGUGUGAAUUUUGUUGAUCUAGCAGGAAGUGAGCGUGCUUCUCAAGCAUUAUCAGCAGGCGCAAGAUUGAGAGAAGGUAGCCACAUAAAUCGCAGUUUACUGACCCUUGGAUCUGUAAUUCGGAAACUAAGCAAGGAAAGAAAUGGACACAUACCUUACAGAGACUCUAAGCUUACUCGCAUUCUGCAUAACUCUUUAGGAGGCAAUGCCAGAACAGCCAUCAUUUGUACCAUUAGUCCUGCACGCAGCCAGGUUGAGCAGUCAAAAAAUACUCUAUUUUUUGCUGGCUGCGCAAAACAGGUGACUACUAAUGCUCAGGUCAAUUUAGUGAUGUCAGACAAGGUGUUGGUAAAGAAACUGCAAAACGAAUUGGCUAGAAUGGAGAAUGAGUUGAGGAGCUUCGGCCCAAAUACCACCUUACUUAAGGAGAGAGAACUUCGGAUUGAACAGAUGGAUAAAGAGAUCAAAGAAUUGACUCGGCAACGUGAUCUCUUUCAAUCUCAUGUUGAAAAUCUGCUCCAGUCAGUUGGGAAAGAUCGGCUUUUAAGAGUAGAUAAAGAUGUGGCCUCAGAAUCGUCAGGUGUUGCUAAUAAUCCUCGUCCCGGGACGGACAAAAGAUCUGAGAAUCUUAACGGAACAACAUCCAGUGUGUCUAUUUCGAAUGAGCACUUUUUACAGCAACCUGAGAAUUCUGAAGACAGCUUUCUCUUGGAUGGCAGUCCUCCCAUGUUUGUUGGGCCUGAUCCAUGUGAAGGUUGGGAGGAGAUAGCUAGCAGAGCUGAAUCUGAAGAUAACUGCAUGGAACUUCCAUGCAUUGAAAUAAAAGAAGUGGAAACAGACCACAAAGCAGAUGUUAAUACUUCGAUUCCUGUUUUUGAAGAAAGUGGAGGAAAUACACCCAUGAUACAAGUCGUGAAUGAAGAUGCUAAAUCAUCCUCAGGGAAUGGGCAUAGUGAGUUGAGUCAUGUUACCUUAGAUAAUAGUCAAGAUGCUGUGCAGCAAAAAACUCGGGACCUUCAAAGGACCAACGACCUUUUUGUUGACCACUCAAAGGAAUCCAGUGGGCAAGAGCUUAAAACUACGUUGCCUCCUCAACUUGAUGAGCUGGAACAGGUAUCGAGCACAUUACCAGCUGGGGUCGAGAAGGAAUAUCGUAGUGGUUUGUCGUGCUUUCUUGACAAGCUAUCUGAAUCGAAGUUAAAUGCUAAAAAGAGAAGGUCGUCCAGAAAAUAUUCUGUAAUUCACGAGAUGGAUGCUCCAGUUGAAGACGUAGAAUCUGUUAUGGAUUCUGAUACGGAGGAUACUGCCAGCGUCCUCAAUUUUGUGGUAAGAAUGAAUGAAAGGGCUAAGUCAAAGCCAUUGAACAAGGACUUUGAUGAUCACAUGGUAUGUGCAAGGACACCUGGAAUCAAUAAACGUAUGAACAGAGUAAAAGGUGUCAGUUUCCAUGGAGUUCCGGGAGCUAUGAUGCCUUCAAAAUUUGAGAUGCAGCAGAGAGAUAUAAUCGAACUUUGGGAUGCAUGUAAUGUACCACUGGUACAUAGAUCCUAUUUUUUCCUUCUCAUCAAAGGUGAACUUUCGGAUUCCGUGUUCUUGGAUGUAGAGCUCAGACGUUUGUCCUUUCUUAAGGAUACUUUUUCUAGGGGAACUUACAUUACAGGAGAAGAUGGUCUGGAUGUCACACCUAAUUCGAGCCUGUUGUCUCUGGAUCGUGAGAGGAAAAUGCUAAGUAAGCAAGUGCAUAAGAAGUUUUGGAGGAAGGAAAGAGAGGAACUUUACCUGAAGUGGCGUAUUGAUUUGAAAAGUAAGCACAGAAGCAUACAAUUAGCAUGGCUCCUAUGGUCGAAUACAAGAGACUUGAACCACGUAAGGGAAAGUGCAGCACUUGUUGCGAAGCUGGUUGGUCUUAUAAACUCGGGUGAGGCCCCAAAGAAGAUUUUUGGACUUGGCUUCUUAGCCGGACGUAAGAGCAGGAAAUCCCAUAAUUGGAACGACACAGUGUCUACCCUUUGA
Gastrolobium bilobum is the source of this 2661-nucleotide messenger RNA. RefSeq names its product kinesin-like protein KIN-7F. The transcript is spliced from 12 exons. Gene Ontology annotation, biological process: microtubule-based movement. Bases 115 to 2661 code for a protein of 848 amino acids. NCBI's taxonomy places the organism in Eukaryota, Viridiplantae, Streptophyta, Magnoliopsida, Fabales, Fabaceae. The record is from RefSeq and is a predicted model, not a curated record. Gene Ontology annotation, molecular function: microtubule motor activity; ATP binding; microtubule binding.